Molecule: messenger RNA, 1131 nt
Organism: Saccostrea echinata
Lineage: Eukaryota; Metazoa; Mollusca; Bivalvia; Ostreida; Ostreidae
Exons: 10
Coding region: 1-1131 (376 amino acids)
Source: RefSeq, a predicted model, not a curated record
AUGCAUCUCCUGUUUUUAUUGGGGCUUUUAGAGAUCGCAGCGGCUGGGCAAUUAUGUAUGAACUGUAAGAACGUAGUGAAUCCUCACGAAUGCGAUCAGGUCACGAAAUGUGGAGACCAUGAGCAAUGCUACAUGCAGCAAUACUUGAGACAUAAUACAAUAUGGUAUGAUCUAGGCUGCCAAAGCAAUAUUGUGUGCCAAGCCGGUGCAAAUGGACCACCAGUCCCUAUUAUAGGAAAAAGGAAGGUCAGAGUUCAAAACCUUGACCCUGAAACCUUAACAUUUGACCUUGACGAAGACGAUGACGAUGGUCGGAUAAUUGUGUGUGAAUCAUGUUGUAACAGAACAGUGUGUAAUAAUGGCGGCGCAUGCGGAGUGCAGGAUUUCAAUUAUUACAACGGACGUCUUUGUUUUAAAUGUAGCCAGCAGUUGACUCCAGAUAGCUGUGAUCGAGUCACCUUGUGUUACCAGGACAGGCAAUGUUACAUUCAUAAAACAAAGCCAGCCGUCGGUUUUACGUAUGUUUGGGAAACUGGUUGUGCCCAGACGGCACAGAAUUGCACACCAGCGUAUGGAACUAUAUGUAGCAAUUGCUGUAAAGGCAAUUUGUGUAACAUGGAAUGUUCCUUAAAUACAUACCCUCCAAUCAUUCACACAACCACUACAACCAGGAAAACAACGACAACGACGACAACUACGACGACAACCACGACCACCACCACUACCCCAAAACCUACUACCACUACCACCACGACAACUCCAACUACACCAACAACACCAACUACCACUCCUACCUCCACCACCGCCAAACCCACACCAUCUACAGAUCCAAAACCUUCAGGUCCACCGAAAAUUAUCUCCACUCUUAUAAAGCCCAGACAUUAUCGGUAUGGAGACAACGUGCAACUGAUCUGUACGAUAGAAAGCAAUCCAAAACAAGACGUUCUUGGAUGGAAUAUGAUGACAGAUCCUGCAAAUAUUCCAUCGAAUAUUCACCUAAAUUACGGUACAAAUUAUGUAAUUGUUGACAUCCAAAACUUUCAACCUCCGAAUGUUGGGGGAUAUCAAUGCUUUGUUCACAACGCAUUAGGACAGGAUGUCCGCAAUGUUACACUACAUUCCCCCCACUAA